Molecule: messenger RNA, 540 nt
Organism: Cutaneotrichosporon cavernicola
Lineage: Eukaryota; Fungi; Basidiomycota; Tremellomycetes; Trichosporonales; Trichosporonaceae
Exons: 4
Coding region: 1-540 (179 amino acids)
Source: RefSeq, a predicted model, not a curated record
AUGCUGGCCGUCCUCCUCCUCUUGCCUAUUGCGUUUGCUCUGAGCGUGCGCGAGAUACCCGACACACCAAUUCCGAUGAUCCCAGACGCCCCGCCCCGUAACGUGACGACCUUUGUGUUCCCGACUGCCCGCGAUUGGUUCACCCUCAACGAGACAAACUAUAUUGUCUGGGAUUGGGUCCAGGACAACUCGCCCGAUCUCCGGGUCAUCCUAGACCGGCCGGACGGAGAUGUGGUGAUGCUCCGUGGUCCCCUGAUUCUUAACGAUAAAAUCCCGGCAAACAUGUUCGGCAUGACGUAUAACGGGUCUCUCCCCGCCGUCGCUGGGAACGGAUACAGGCUUCGCCUGCACGACUUUGCCAAUGAUACUAUCGUAUAUGCCUCGUCGGAGAAUUUCGAGAUCAAGGUCGCGGGUUCGCAUCACAUCGCCCCCAUGCCGUGGGGCGUCCCCAUGACCACGACGGGUAGUAGCGGCGUGCGGAUGGGGAGCGGCGCUGGUAUGGGGUUGGGGGUGGUGGGGCUGCUUGUGGCCCUGCUUUAA